AUGAAAAAAACUUGCUCCCACGCCGACUUCGUAGAAAUUCUCACCCCCUCCCCCAGCCGCAUCAAACCACCUUGCCCCCUCUUCACCCAAUGCGGAGGCUGCCAAUACCAACACCUCGCCUACGACGAACAACUCCUCUGGAAAACCCGCCAAGUCGGCGAGCUCCUCCAGCACAUGACUGGACUCGAGCUCAACAUCUCUCCCGCUAUCCCCUCGCCGCAACAAUGGGCUUACCGCUCGAAACUCACCCCCCAUUUUCAAAAACCAAAACCCAACGAAACCCCAAAAAUCGGUUUCCUUCAAUACAGCCGCCGCAACCUCCUCGUUGACGUCCCCCACUGCCCCAUCGCCAUGGAUGAGAUCAACGAGGCCCUGCCAGAAAUCAGAAAAAAAAGUCAUCCAAACGCCUCCCAAUAUAAAAAAGGCGCCACCCUCCUACUCCGCGCCACCAAUGGCAAAGUCGAAACCAACCCCCGCACCCCCAUUUCUGAAAAAGUCGGCGAGCUCACCUUCCACUUCCUCGCCGGCGACUUUUUCCAGAACAACCCCUUCAUCCUAACCGCCUUCACCGAAUACGUCGCCAAGGAAGCCUCCGACGAAGGACAACGCUUCCUGCUCGACGCCUACUGCGGCUCCGGCCUUUUCUCCCUCACCCUCGCCAAACACUUCGAAAAAGUCACCGGCAUCGAACUCUCCGAAACCUCUGCCGACUGGGCGCGCCGCAAUGCCUCCACCAACCAAAUCACCAACGCAAACUUCAUCGCCGCCUCCGCAGAAGAACUCUUCAAAGACAUCACAGAUCCCGCCCCAGCCACCACCGUCAUCAUCGACCCACCUCGAAAAGGCUGCAGCAACGACUUCCUCGAUCAACUUUUCUCCUACCACCCCAGUCGCGUCAUCUACAUCUCCUGCAAUCCCUCCACCCAAAUGCGCGACCUCGCCAGCUUCCUCGAAAAUGGAUACCAACCCACCAAAAAUCCAGCCCUUCGAUCUCUUCCCCAAACGCGUCACCUAGAAUGCGUCAUCACCCUCAUCAAAAAGCCCUGA
Molecule: messenger RNA, 1047 nt
Organism: Nerophis lumbriciformis (worm pipefish)
Lineage: Eukaryota; Metazoa; Chordata; Actinopteri; Syngnathiformes; Syngnathidae
Source: RefSeq, a predicted model, not a curated record